CAGUUAACGCCAGCUGCGACCAGACAGGGAGCAGACGAUUUUCCGAAAAGGCAGGAAGGAGGUUCUGUUCGUGCGACAUCCUGUGCCUGCAGCCGCGUACGCAUUUUCGCCGUAACCCAAACCAACCAGCUGUGAAUUCACUAUAAAUAUGUCUAAUAUCGUCUGCUAUCAAACGCCUCGGGUUAUAAUGCAUGAACAACACAGAAAAAGUACAACUCUAUAGCCAACGGGUUCCCAAGGACUUGAUUACAGUCGCUUCAAGCCUGAUAGUUUGUGUCUGUGCGGCUGCUCCCCCCUCUCCCCUCUGCUCACGCCCGUCAAGUCAACUGGCAUUGCUUCUGACAACUUCCCCGUCUCUCUGCCCUGGUAAAGAAGACUCAGGUUCCCCUGUGGUAUCCGUCUACUUUGCUUGUUGCCCUCCCUUAGUUUCGUCUUCUCUGCUCUGCACUAGCACUUCCCUGGAUUUACGUCAUUAUCUAUUAGGCUUUGUAUCCAAAUUCAACAGAGAUGAUUCCAAACGGCUAUUUGAUCUUUGAAGAUGAGAGUUUCCUUGAUUCCACUGUGGCCAAGAUGAAUGCCCUGAGAAAGAGCGGACAGUUCUGUGAUGUUAGACUGCAGGUGUGUGGUCAUGAGUUGAUGGCUCACCGUGCUGUACUGGCUUGCUGUAGCCCUUACCUGUUUGAGAUCUUUAACAGUGACAUUGAGCCCCAUGGAAUUUCUCAUGUCACCUUUGAGGACCUGGACCCAGAGGCUGUGGAGAUCCUGCUCAACUACGCCUACACUGCCCAGCUAAAGGCAGAUAAGGAGCUGGUUAAGGAGGUUUACUCUGCAGCAAAAAGGUUCAAGAUGGAACGAGUCAAGCAGAUUUGUGGGGACUACCUGCUAUCUAAGAUGGAUUCCCAGAAUGCCAUUUCCUUCCGUAACUUUGCCAGCUCCAUGGGAGACGGCCGUGUGUUGGCCAAAGUGGAUGCUUUUAUCCAAGAUCACCUGCUGGAUGUGUCAGAGCAGGAUGACUUCCUUAAACUCCCCCGCCUCAAGUUAGAAGUAAUGCUAGAAGACAACUUGACCCUGCCCAGCAAUGGGAAGCUCUACUCCAAGGUACUCAACUGGGUACAGCGCAGCCUGUGGGAGAACGGAGACCGACUGGAACGACUUAUGGAGGAGGUGCAAACGCUGUACUACUCAGCCGACCACAAGCUGGUGGAUGGAGGGCUGGUGAUUGAGGGGCACACUGAGGUGUUUAGUGGCGAGGAGGACCACCUACAGUUUGUGCAGAAAAACCCCCCUCGGGAGAGCACCCAGAGACAAAUGAGCUGCAGCUCUUCAGGAAGUCUGUCACCUUCCAACCAAGCAUCAAACACCCCCAAACAGACUGCCAGGAGAGAGUGGAAGUACAUUGCUUCUGAGAAGACCACCAACAACACCUACCUGUGUCUGGCUGUGCUGGACGGCGUGCUGUGUGUGAUCUUCCUGCAUGGUCGCAGUAGCCCCCAGACCUCUCCCUCUGCCACCCCCUGCCUAAUGAAGAGCCUCAGCUUCGAGGCCCAGCCCGAGGAGCUAGAGGAGCAGCCGCUGUCACCCAUGCAUUACGCUCGCUCAGGUCUGGGCACCGCAGCCCUGAACAGCAAACUCAUCGCUGCAGGAGGGUACAACAGGGAGGAGUGUCUGAGGACUGUGGAAUGUUAUGACACCAAAGAGGACCGCUGGACUUUCAUCGCUCCUAUGCGGACUCCUAGGGCUCGCUUCCAGAUGGCUGUGCUCAUGGGUCAGCUGUAUGUAAUGGGCGGCUCCAACGGCCAUUCAGACGAGCUGAGCUGUGGGGAGACCUACAAUCCACAGGCAGAUGAGUGGACUCAAGUGCCAGAACUCCGGACUAACCGCUGCAAUGCAGGUGUCUGCUCCUUGAACAACAAACUCUUUGUUGUGGGAGGGUCGGACCCCUGUGGGCAAAAGGGCCUGAAGAACUGUGAUACUUUUGACCCCGUGACCAAGACCUGGACCAAUUGUGCACCCCUCAACAUCAGGAGGCAUCAGGCGGCUGUGUGUGAACUGGAUGGCUUUAUGUAUGUGAUCGGAGGGGCGGAGUCGUGGAACUGCCUGAACACCGUGGAACGCUACAACCCUGAGAACAACACCUGGACCCUGAUUGCCCCCAUGAACGUCGCCCGCAGGGGUGCCGGUGUAGCCGUCUAUGCAGGCAAGUUGUUUGUGGUGGGUGGCUUUGAUGGUUCCCAUGCAUUACGCUGUGUGGAGAUGUACGACCCCGCCCGCAAUGAGUGGAGGAUGCUGAGUAGCAUGACAUCCGCACGAAGCAACGCGGGCGUGGCUGUACUGGGCGACAUCAUCUGCGCCGUGGGUGGCUUCGAUGGAAACGACUUCCUCAACACAAUGGAGGUGUACAACCCAGAGGCAGAUGAGUGGAGCGACUGUGCUGAGGCCCUCUCCUCUCCCUUUGCCUGAGGACGGGGAGUUCGACCACGGGGCACUUUUCUCCCCCAAACUAACAGGCUUAGUGACGUAAUCGUGUUUUGUGAUGUGUGUUCAUGAGCGGAUUUAUGUGGGAGGGAGUGGGGGUGGGUCAAUGGUUAAGAGUUCACAAGGGUAAGGGGUCUUCAGUGAAGACUGGCUAGUAUUAGGUGGGUGGUUUGGGUUGCCUAAAGCAACAUUACGCCUUUGCAUAUUGCAUACAAUUAUUUCAGUGCUGUAUAUAUUUUUUUCCUCAUUUUUGUCGAAUGCCAACAUUUAAUACAUAUUUAGUGCUUUUAUUUCUCUUGACAGUUGAAAGGAUGUAUGUUUUCAGAAAAGAUAGUUAUUGUCAGUCACCUGGGAAAGAGCAGGGUAUGAAGUGGUGACUUACUGGAAAAUAUUGUAGUUGCAUUGAUUUGAGUUGAUUCAGAAUUCUUUUUUUUUUCCCUCAAUCUGUCAUUUUGCUCACGUACUUAAAAGAUCUGUGGUUUGAAGCCUUAUUCAAAGUGUGAGUGGAGAAACGCCUCAUGGUAGUUUGUGUCAUUUUAAGCUAAAGCUGGAUUGCUUUACGGAUUCUAUACGAUGGCCUUUUUUAUAUUUUUAUACACUGCUGAUUUACCAAGAGAAGUAGCGAAUGCACACGACAGCUCAGUCAUUGAAUUUAACCAGUGCCAGUUUUAGUAACUUUUGUGCGCACACCACGACACACACACGCACAACUACCAUGCUUAUGUACUUCUGCUAACAAAAUCUUUUUGUUACAACUUUACUGAUACACUUGUGUAGAUGCAAUUUACUGAAUCUUUUUUUUCCCCUUCUUCUUGUGAGUGUUUUAAAAGAUGUUCGGUAUUGGCUUAGAUUCUCUUGGGAGGAAAGUUGGAAUGAGAACAUCGUAUCACAUUUGUAAAAGUUAUUUCUUAACUAAUAAACCAUUUCAACCAGA
Messenger RNA from Lampris incognitus (smalleye Pacific opah), 3409 nucleotides. It is a transcript of the gene ivns1abpa, whose product is annotated as influenza virus NS1A binding protein a. The record is from RefSeq and is a predicted model, not a curated record. Gene Ontology annotation, molecular function: protein binding. The transcript is spliced from 15 exons. Bases 508 to 2460 code for a protein of 650 amino acids. Lineage: Eukaryota; Metazoa; Chordata; Actinopteri; Lampriformes; Lampridae.